UCGUUUAGUUUUAGUCAGAAUUCACCCUGCUUCCGAACAAGUUCAGAUUUAUUUUUUCAGCCGAUUCAUUUUGAGAAAAAUGGUUUCUUUAAAGGUUAUUGUUUUACUGGCAAUGGUGUCCCGAUCACUAGCGCAGCCUGUUGGCAGUUUGCCGCGAAACUCGAAGGAGCGAGCCGCGCCCAAGGAGGAACCGGUUGUACCCCGCGAUUAUGCUUUCAACUAUGACAUUCAAGAUGGUUUCGUCGGCAUGACUCACGCCCGCAGUGAAGUCCAACGUAACGGAGUGAUCAAAGGAUUCUAUCGUUACAGUCGCCCCGACGGAGUCCUUGUCACUGUCACUUACACGGCUGAUGAAACUGGUUUUCAUCCUGUCAUCACGGAAGAAAAAGCACCCAAUUUGAGGUCAUCCAGCGCUGUUCAUACGAUGUAUUCAUCAGAUAAUGCGGAACUGAUCAAAAUUACGCUGACCGAAGACGAUGCUCAAUUGGCUCGUCAAAAAUCGGAGGCUGCACUGGUGGCCACCACGUCCCAACCUGGUCCUAGAGUUCAGCAGGAUUCUCAGAAUUCUGAUAGGCAGAUCGUAUCACGAUCCGAAUCCAUUUCGCAGCCACAGGAUCAGCAGAUUGCUCGUUGGUCCAGAAUGAUCAAUCCUUAAACUGUUGUCUCUGCUGUCAACUCGCAAAGGCGCUGUAAUUAAAAAAAAAAAAAAAAAACGAUGAGGUAUUGUUUCUUGUCGCUAGAUGGCAGCUACGACUAAUCUUCUCUCAGGCAAAAAAAAAAAAAAAAAAUCUCAUUCCAGUUCGCCGAUAACCCCCGCAUUUUGUCUACUUUGUCAGUUCCUUAAUCUUUUACAUUGUAGUCGUGAACCACGAGAUAUCUCUAUCUUUCUUCGACAUUUCGAAUUUUUUUAUUUGCAAAUCUCUCCGAUGAAAUAAACAGUUCAUUAGCAGGAGAAAAACAAG
Molecule: messenger RNA, 962 nt
Organism: Daphnia carinata
Lineage: Eukaryota; Metazoa; Arthropoda; Branchiopoda; Diplostraca; Daphniidae
Exons: 4
Coding region: 80-655 (191 amino acids)
Cellular component (GO): extracellular matrix
Source: RefSeq, a predicted model, not a curated record